Messenger RNA from Orbilia oligospora ATCC 24927, 1941 nucleotides. RefSeq lists its product as uncharacterized. The transcript has 6 exons. NCBI's taxonomy places the organism in Eukaryota, Fungi, Ascomycota, Orbiliomycetes, Orbiliales, Orbiliaceae. The coding region runs from base 1 to 1941 and encodes 646 amino acids. The record is from RefSeq and is a predicted model, not a curated record. Gene Ontology annotation, molecular function: zinc ion binding; DNA-binding transcription factor activity, RNA polymerase II-specific; DNA binding. Gene Ontology annotation, biological process: regulation of DNA-templated transcription; DNA-templated transcription.
AUGGCGACUGACAAUUUGAAGGACCGACCACGAUGUUCGACAUGCUCUAGAAACGGGCUGGACUGCCAUUAUGCGGAGACGAAACCGACAAAAAAGGACCAAACAAUCUCCAAAAUCUACAGUAGCAUAUACCGUCUCGAAAAGAAGAUUGAAGAUGUCGCAACCCUCAUUCGUCAGCAAAGUGACCCACAAUCAGACCUACAUGUACAUAUACAAUCUCCCUCGGAUCUUGGAGCAAUCGACCUACCCUCGGAAGUUGCCCAAAAGGGACGAUUAUCGAUCGCCGAUGUCCUAAACACUAGUCCGAGCUUGACAAAAGCCCAGGUGGGCGCCAAUGCCAACAUUUUCACGCCCGUCCCUACGGCCCAUACAUCUCAUCUCACGCAAGAGGCAAAGCGAAUGUCCUUUUCGGCACAUAAGAUACUACAAUGGCCGGCGAUACAGGCUCUACUACCCGAUUUUUUACAAGGGUUAGAUUUGGUGGAGGACUAUGUUACAAAGUUGGAAGCUGCCCGGCCGCCGUUACCUUUUGACGUACCUAUGACCAGCGGAUACGGAACCACCAGAAGUCCCGGAAAACAAGAUUGGCUACAUUCGCUCCCGUUAUCGGUCAUUAGAGGGUUGACUGAAGCAUACUUCAAUACGUUCAAUACAUCGAACCCGAUUUUAGACAGAGGAUACUUUUACACGGCGACAUUAAGCGUAGCGAUGGAAAGCGGGUUUGGGUAUAAUAUCGAGAGUUGUAUUUUGCUUAUUGUAUUGGCGUUGGGGUGUAUGGCGGUUACAGCACAUAAAGAAGCGGGAUUCCCGUUAUUUCCACUAAGAGGAGAGGAGGCCGACGGGAUGAUGGGAUUUGUACCACCGGAUUGGGCGGAGGUCACGGAGGAGGCGGAGGGUAUGCCGUCUGGCUUGAGAUUCUUGAAUGAGCAGAGAAGGAGGAUUGGGUUUCUGAUAUGUGGUAUGGGGUUGGAGUAUGUACAAUGUCAUCUGCUAGUUGGUUUAUACUAUGCACAGGCUGUACGGGUGCUGGACCAUUGGAAUAUGAUACACAAGGCAGCUGUCGGCUGCCUGAUGUUGCUUAAUGGUUCGAAGGCAGAGUUGAUGGACUGGGAUGCUUGGGAAAGCGACAUGCUGGCGAGAGUAUUCUGGAAUACUCUGAUGUUUGAGAGUAUCCUUGUUCAAGAGUUAGAUGUUCCGCCGAGCGGCCUGACGGAUUACGAAGAGAUCGUGCCGUUACCUAAGUUCCCUUCGUACGCCAGCCCUUCGUCGUUAGCCUCCAGCCCUGUCGAAGAUACCGAGUCGAACUACCAAUACCACUUUCUCGCUCAAGCUGCCCAUAGAAAGCUUCUCAAUCGGAUGAGAAACAGUGUAUACAGCUAUGAGUCCGACAUGACACAAUUCCCGUCCAUAGCUCUGUCCCGUGAGCUCCAGCUCCAACUCGACCUCUGGCGUUCCCACCACCCGCCAUUCAUCCAACAAGAUCCUCAAAACUCACAUUCGCCGUUAUCACCCACAAAACUCGCCUCACAUGUCAUGACGGCAAUGCUACACGGUCGCUAUCUCGUUGGCAAACACCUCAUGCGUCGGCCGUUUGUGUAUAAAGCUUUGCACACACCCGCGGAAGAAAUCAUAAGUCCGGAUGUGCUGGAUGAAGUCAGAUCGUGCCUUGAGAGUUCUUUAGACUGGCCGCAGAUCACAGGUGUAUUUGAACGAGCGAGGACAGCAGUGCCGAUAAAAUUCGGAUUCGGAAGCCAAUUUAUGGGCCAGUUGUUGCUGCUUAAGGGGGUGGAGAUGUCGAUACGAGAGGAAGUAAGAGCUUGUUUGCCGGUUGGAUGGGAGCAGUGGGUGGAGAAAGUGCUAGGCUACUUCAGGGAUAUGGCGCCCAAAAGCCCCACGCUUGCGAGAGAUCUGUACAUCUUAGAAGCGCUAUAUAGCAAGUGA